UUUACUGGGGAUGUUAAUAUUUUCCAGAGCUGUAGUUUCCAAAGCGGUCCCCAUCUCGAGAUGUUCGUAGAGAGUAAUACUAUAGAUCAUAAAGUGUGCGAGGAUGAUAAAAUGCUUAGAGUUCGAAGUAUUUCUACACUGCCAGGGCUACCAUGCGUUAUAAGCGCCAUAUCUGUGCAUAGACCCGUGUGUACAAAGAGUUACAUGGACAGUGUUUUUUCUCGGUUUGAAGGAUUUGGAAAGGGUGGAAAGCGAAUUUACUGCUAAUUUAUAUGCAGAGAACAAGGUGCCACGGAAAUGACCAUGGGCAAAAGGUUUGGUUUUGUUCCGGUUUUUCAUAGGUUGUCCGGAUUUUGCUUCAUGACAGUCAUACUACUUCCGGUGUAGAAAAUGGCUGGGAAUGAAUUUGUGAGAGAAAAGCAUGUCAAGUUUUUUGUUCGAACUCUUCAAAUCCUGCCAUCAAGUUGCGCAUCGUUGGAUACAAAUAGAAUGACCAUUGCCUUUUUUGCCCUGUCUGGCCUUGAUGUUCUGUGUGCCUUGAAUGCCAUUGAGAAGGAGAAACAAGACAUCAUUGACUGGAUUUACUCCCUCCAAGUUUUGCCAGAUGAACAAGGUGCAAACCGACCCCAGUGUGGGUUCAGAGGUUCCUCAACACUGGGGCAUCACCAUGAUCCGGCCAAGGCACGUACAAAACCUAUUGUAUACGACAGUGGACACAUCGCCAUGACCUACACAGCCCUGGCAUCACUGGUGAUUCUCGGAGAUGAUUUGUCCCGACUUGACAAGGAUGCCAUCAUCAGCGGCCUCAAGGCUCUGCAGCAAGACGAUGGCAGCUUCUGUGCGAUGCCGGAGGGCAGUGAGCAUGACAUGAGGUUUGUCUACUGCGCCUCUUGCAUCAGCUACAUGCUGAAAGACUGGAGCGGCAUCAACAUCCAGACCACUGCAGACUACAUAAAGAACAGUGUGUCCUACGAGGGAGGCAUUGCCCAGGGCCCAGAUGCAGAGGCCCAUGGGGGCCCCACGUUCUGUGGCCUUGCAUCACUAGUUCUCAUGGACAAGCUACAGAGUUCUUUCACACCUAGGCAAGUAUCGCGGUUAAAACGAUGGUGCAUCAGUAGACAACAAACUGGUUUCCAGGGGCGACCGAACAAACCAGUCGACACGUGUUACUCCUUCUGGGUUGGAGCAACAUUACAGCUUCUAGAUACUUUUGAAUUAUCAAGUUUUGAAUUCAACCGUUCCUACAUCCUACAAACUCAGUCCAAUGUAACGGGUGGCUUUGCAAAGUGGCCAGAAAGCACUCCAGAUGCUCUCCAUGCCUAUUUUGGCAUCUGUGGCUUGUCGCUGAUGAAGGAGCCUGGCCUCGCAUCCCUCCAUCCUGCUCUCAACAUCAGCCAGCGGGCAGCAGACCAUCUUCACACUCUCCACCAGCAGUGGCAGGAGGAGUAGAUGGUAGACGGCCACCAGGGGGCGCCGAGGGGACCGGGUGGGGGAGGGGGGUGGAGCUCAGAGCAGGGGGAGUUGGCAGAGUUGGCUCCCAGACCCAGGGAAGUUGGAGCUCAGAGCAGGGGGAGUUGGAGCUCGGAGCAGGGGGAGUUGGCUGAGUUUGAGCCUGGAGCCAGGGGUAUUGGAGCCAGCUGCUGCAGUCGCCUCCCUGCUACCAGGAUUUCACUGUGAUUAUAUGAGUGCUAAAUCCAUGCCUUUACUAUUCUAUGCUGUGAUUGAGCCUGUGCAUACAUCAGUCGGAGGUGUUCCCAGAUUACAGCACGACAGACUGUGUUCCGUCAACAUUCACUGAAACAGCUGAACAGAGAGUUGACUUAGUGAUAUUUGUAUCAGGGAAUUCACGAUAUUUCACUUGGUACACAAAAUGGUGAAAACAAAUGGUUAUUGUGUCAAUGCAAACGUUUGAUGUGGUACUUGCUGCCUAUAUUUAUCUUCACUCGAGGCCAAGUACUUCACAAGCCACAAAAUCCAUUUAUUUCAGGGUGGUAAAUAUGAGUUUCACCUUACAGUUGUCCUUUUAUCAUUAUGUGAUAACGGCCGUUUACUUGUAACUUUCUGAAGACAUUAACGUUAAGAAACAAACUUGACUCAAACUUGAUUUGGCCUCAAAGUUAUAAAAGCAAAAGGGAUGUGUUCAUGCAGGGUAAGAUAGAAGACCUAAGGAAACAGAACCAAAACUUUGGUACUAGCGCCCCAUAAUUGACGUAAGUAUUGAAAGCUCUUGUUGGACUUUUAACACCUCGGUUCUUGCCACCAUACUAAGUUAAAGACACUCAAAACUUAUUCACAUUCAGAAAUCAUUUAAAUUUGAAGUAAACGAAAUGUUUGUUUGUACAAAAACUCUUUGUAUUGUAUUAGCACAAUGCUGUCUAUCACACAGAGGAAAAGAGGGCUGGUGUGAUGGGAGUUCCUGAGAGUCAGAAUUCCUGUCAGGACUUACCAACAUCUGUGCCUCGCCAUUGUGCCAGGCAGUUCUCACCUGUUUUGGUAGAAGACAACCUUUGUGAUAUCAUAUUGACGACCCUGAAAUAACAUGGAGAUCUAUUGAUUGUUGCAAUUUGUUGAAAUGUUUGGUUCAAAUGACCUGCUUUGUGAGGGCAUAUCCGGACACUGGAAUAGUCCUCGCCACUGUGUACCUACCUGUAGCCGACUGUAGCGAACCGUAGCAGACUGUAGCGGACUGUAGGUCUAGUGAAGCAAUGAACACUGGAGCACCUGGCGUCAUCAGUCAGGUGUCACCAGUCAGGUGUCGCACAGACAAAGAUACACAACAUCAGAUUGUGUGAUACCGGUACUUGCAUAGCAGAACUUUCUUACGUCAGUAUCUUUUUGCUUUAUUUAACAGUUUCUUUGAUUUUUCUUUAUACUAUUUCAUGCCUUUUUAAUCCAAUCAUUCCCUGAAUUAACCGUGACAACUUUCAAUAUAUUUGGUGCGUAAGUAUUAUCAUCAUGAAACAUGUUUUUUUCAAUAUAUUAAUUUGAAAUAACUCUUUUCAUGUCACCCAUUUGCUUUUUCCCUCAUUAAGUAUUCAAAAUACAAUACCUCAUUUCCUAGAAUGGUUUUGACUAGACAUGGCUGUAGUUUGAGUACAUCACUUCAAUUCCUGGUAGAAGAAUCUGCACUGUAAGUUCCAAACACUUCAAACAUUUGGCCAUUCAGACCCUUCAAAUGUUAUAUUUCUAGGCGUGAGUUGAUAUUAGGUAUUAUUUUAUUUCCACCAGCCAAUGGCAGUCAUUGUGUUAUUCAAUAUUAUACAAUUGCUGUUUUAUUGGACGAUGUGUGGUCUCUCCAUGAGAAGGCUCUUGUUUGACCAUGCUCUUACAGCCAAAAACUAUUGUCACAUUCCUAGCCAGGGUUGUCUCCCUUAGACCAAUGGCUGACAACCCAUGAUUUGGAGAAGCAUUAAGGAUUGUAUGUCUGAGUUAUGAUAGAGAUAUGUAUGAGCAACCAUACAGUGAAAACAUGGAAAUAGAUGUGUCAGACUUAGUGAAGAAAACAUUAAAUAUUACUACGAAUAAUUAUCAUUUGCAAAGAUCUAUAUGAAUUGUGGAAUAUGUAAUCAAAAUUUUGAAGAACAUUAGUGAACAACACAGACAUAAAAAAAGUAGCUAAGAAAAGCCAUCAAAAACAGAAUCAGUGAACACCAGUUGCUAAAGGUCAACAUUCACAAACCGAACACCAGAUGGCGCAACUGGGCUACAUUAUUUUAUGAGGUCACGUUGUGUAUGAGGAAUGACAUAGUGCAGGGGGGUGUUAUGCCCCCCAUAUGUGUACAGUGACGUUUAUCAGAAAAGUUUAGUGAUUUCUUCAUAACAUUUGACUAGUUUGAAUACUAUUCGCCUGUAUUGUCAUUUGAUAUAUGUUUGGGGGGCCUAUUGCCACCCGUGACAUGCUUACUCAGUUACAACAACUAAAGUUUACCUUGGUUCCUUAAACCAAAAUUUUAAAAGGCAAACAUUCCAUGAAAUGAACUCGAAUCAAUCAAAACACCUUUGGGGGCACGGGUGGCCCAGUCGUCCAAGGCGCUGUGAUUCGCUGUGCACAGUUGCGUCCCUUGGGCACGCCAGAAACCUAUGAUUGUGGGUUCGAAUCCAGGUUCGCCCUGAUUAUGUUUC
This is a messenger RNA of Haliotis rufescens (red abalone), 4122 nucleotides long. Its product is annotated as geranylgeranyl transferase type-1 subunit beta-like. NCBI's taxonomy places the organism in Eukaryota, Metazoa, Mollusca, Gastropoda, Lepetellida, Haliotidae. Gene Ontology annotation, molecular function: CAAX-protein geranylgeranyltransferase activity. Gene Ontology annotation, biological process: protein geranylgeranylation. The transcript is spliced from 9 exons. The record is from RefSeq and is a predicted model, not a curated record. Gene Ontology annotation, cellular component: CAAX-protein geranylgeranyltransferase complex. Bases 391 to 1449 code for a protein of 352 amino acids.